Sceloporus undulatus (fence lizard) is the source of this 12228-nucleotide messenger RNA. It is a transcript of the gene MYO9A, whose product is annotated as myosin IXA. Gene Ontology annotation, biological process: positive regulation of GTPase activity; intracellular signal transduction. NCBI's taxonomy places the organism in Eukaryota, Metazoa, Chordata, Lepidosauria, Squamata, Phrynosomatidae. Gene Ontology annotation, cellular component: myosin complex. The record is from RefSeq and is a predicted model, not a curated record. Gene Ontology annotation, molecular function: protein binding; GTPase activator activity; ATP binding.
CGGAGACUGCGGCGAGGCGGCGGUUGUCGUCGUCGUCCGAGCGAGUGUCGGUUCCUCCCUCAGUCGCUGAGGGAUGCAGAAGCGGAGGCAGUGGUGGCGGCGGCCCCGCCCGACCCACAGUGAUGAUACCAUGAUCACAUAUUCUGCUAUUCCAAAGAUGGGUUGCUGUUACUGAUGGGAAGAAAUCCAAUAUGAGUGGAAAUGAUGUUGGAGGAAGAAGACGCUUUGAAGACAGUGAACAUACACUACAUAUAUAUCCUGGGAGCAUUGCUGAAGGGACCAUCUAUUGUCCUGUUAUUGCACGAAAAACUUCCACUGCUGCUGAGGUGAUAGACUCUCUGAUCAACAAGCUUCAGCUGGACAAAACAAAAUGCUACGUCUUGGCAGAGGUGAAGGAGUUUGGUGGGGAAGAAUGGAUCCUCAACCCCACAGACUGUCCUGUCCAACGCAUGAUGUUGUGGCCUCGUAUGGCACUAGAGAAUCGUUUGAGUGGAGAGGAUUACCGCUUUCUUCUAAGGGAGAAGAAUCUCGAUGGGUCAAUACAUUAUGCCAGCCUUCAGUCCUGGUUGCGAGUGACAGAAGAGCGACGCAGGAUGAUGGAACGUGGCUUCCUUCCUCAGCCACAGUACAAAGAUUAUGAUGACCUGUGUGCUUUGCCAGAUCUAAAUGAAAGGACGCUCUUGGAAAACCUUAGAAAUCGCUUUAAGCAGGAAAAAAUUUACACAUAUGUUGGGAGCAUACUAAUCGUUAUUAAUCCAUUUAAAUUUCUCCCCAUUUACAACCCCAAAUAUGUCAAAAUGUAUGAUAAUCAUCAACUAGGGAAGUUGGAGCCCCACAUUUAUGCAGUGGCUGAUGUAGCAUACCAUGCUAUGCUUCUACGUCGCAAGAACCAGUGCAUUGUCAUUUCUGGAGAAAGUGGGUCUGGGAAAACACAGAGCACAAACUUCUUGAUUCAUCACCUCACUGCUCUUAGCCAAAAAGGAUUUGCUAGUGGAGUCGAACAAAUCAUUCUUGGAGCGGGACCAGUGCUUGAGGCUUUUGGGAAUGCAAAAACAGCACACAAUAACAACUCAAGUCGCUUUGGCAAGUUUAUCCAAGUUAAUUAUCAAGAGACUGGCACAGUCCGUGGAGCUUAUGUUGAAAAAUAUCUACUAGAAAAAUCCAGACUAGUCUAUCAGGAACAUAAUGAGAGGAACUACCAUGUAUUUUAUUACCUUUUGGCAGGCGCAAGUGAGGAAGAGAAGUCAGCAUUUCACCUUAAACAACCUGAUGAAUAUCAUUACCUUAAUCAGAUGACAAAGAAACCCCCCAAAGAGAGCUGGGAUGACUGUUACUAUGAGUCUGAGCCGGACUGUUUUUCUGUUGAAGGGGAAGACUUGAAACACGACUUUGAGCGUUUGCAGCUAGCUAUGGAGAUGGUGGGCUUUCUUCCCAAGACUCGCAGACAGAUUUUUUCCCUCUUGUCGGCUAUACUACACUUGGGUAAUAUCUGUUACAAAAAGAAAACCUACCGAGAUGAUUCCAUUGAUAUCUGUAACCCAGAAAUCCUACCUGUUGUCUCGGAGCUACUAGAGGUGAAAGAAGAAAUGUUGUUUGAAGCACUGGUUACAAGAAAGACUGUGACAGUUGGGGAGAAGCUUGUCUUACCAUACAAGCUGGCAGAGGCUGUUACAGUCCGGAAUUCCAUGGCUAAAUCUUUGUACAGUGCAUUGUUUGACUGGAUAGUUUUUAGAAUUAACCACGCACUUUUGAAUACCAAGGACCUAGAGGAGAGCACCAAGACUUUAUCCAUUGGAGUACUUGAUAUUUUUGGGUUUGAAGAUUAUGAAAGCAAUAGCUUCGAACAAUUCUGCAUUAAUUUUGCAAAUGAACGUUUACAGCACUAUUUUAACCAACACAUCUUUAAAUUGGAGCAAGAAGAGUACAGACUUGAAGGCAUUAGCUGGCAUAACAUAGACUACAUAGACAACUCUGGUUGUAUAAACCUCAUCAGUAAAAAACCAACAGGAUUGCUCCAUCUGCUGGACGAAGAAAGCAAUUUCCCACAAGCAACGAAUCAAACACUACUAGACAAAUUUAAGCGCCAGCAUGAAGGGAACCUCUACAUAGAAUUUCCAGCUGUGAUGGAACCUGCUUUCAUUAUAAAACAUUAUGCUGGAAAAGUUAAAUAUGGUGUGAAGGAUUUCCGAGAAAAAAAUACAGACCAUAUGCGACCAGAUAUUGUGGCACUCCUAAGAAGCAGCAAAAGUGCCUUUAUCUGUGGAAUGAUAGGGAUUGAUCCUAUUGCUGUGUUCCGCUGGGCAGUCCUCAGAGCUUUCUUCAGAGCUGCGGUUGCAUUUAGGGAGGCUGGAAGAAGAUACACUGAAAAGAAACCUGGGCAUGAUGAUGCGGUUUUGAAAAGUGUGGAUAGUUUUAGCUUUCUCCAUCACCCAGUUCAUCAGAGGAGCUUAGAGAUUCUGCAGAGAUGCAAGGAGGAGAAGUACAGUAUUGCCCGAAAACACCCAAGAACACCCCUUUCAGACCUUCAGGGAGUUAACACUAUCAAUGAGAAAACUCAGCGUGACACAUAUGGAGUUUACUGGAAUAACAGGAUAGGUGUCCAACAGAGCCGACUAUCCAGCCAUAGCAGUUUACUUGAUAAAGAUGGAAUAUUUGUGAAUUCAACUAAUAGCAAGCUUCUGGAGAGAGCCCACGGCAUUCUGAUGAGAAACAAAAACUUUAAAGCCAAACCUAAUCUUCCAAAGCACUUGCUGGAUGUGAAAUCACUCAAGCACCUUGCAAACUUGACUCUACAUGACCGUAUCACAAAAUCUCUCCUCCAUCUUCACAAGAAAAAGAAGCCGCCAAGCAUCAGUGCACAAUUCCAGGCAUCACUUACCAAACUGAUGGAGACUCUUGGCCAGUCAGAGCCCUACUUUGUCAAGUGUAUUCGUUCCAAUGCUGAAAAGCUUCCUCUGAGAUUCAGCGACAACUUGGUGCUUAGGCAGCUGCGGUACACAGGAAUGUUAGAGACGGUGCGCAUUCGGCAGUCAGGGUACAGCUGUAAAUAUUCUUUCCAGGACUUUGUAGACCAUUUCCAUGUGCUUCUUCCACGAGGCACUAUCCCAUCUAAGCAAAACAUCCAAGAUUUCUUCAGGAGAACUAAGACUGACCCUGACAAUUACCAAGUGGGGCGGAUGAUGGUUUUCAUGAAGGAGCAGGAGCGACAGCUUUUACAGGGCCUGCUGCAUGAGGAGGUGCUGCGAAGGAUCACCCUACUGCAGAGCUGGUUCCGUACUAUGCUCUAUAGAAGGCAUUUUCAUAAUUUGAGGCAGGCAGCUGUUGUUAUACAGAAAAGUUGGCGUCUUUAUUUGUUAAGGAAGAAAGCUGAAUCUGAAGACACCCCAGAUAAUUCAGUCUAUUUAGACAAGGCAGCGAUUGUUCUUCAGGCCCACUGGCGAGGCUGGAUGGCAAGGCGAAGAUUCCAGCAGAUGCGGAUGGCAGGCUUUAUUAUCCAGAGGUCUUGGCGGGAAUGUCUGAGACGCAGGCAUGCUGCAGCUACUAUCAUCCAGGCAAAAUGGCGAAGCUGCCAUACCAAGAGUGUCUAUAGGUAUAAAAGAAACAAAGUAAUUUUGUUGCAAGCAGCAUAUAGAAGAUACAGAGCACAAGAAAGGUUUAGAAAUUUAAAGGAGCAGAGCUUAAAAAGAACUCCACUGAAAAAUGGACUCACAAUUAAAGAAGAUGAUGGACUGGAACAAGGGAAUGGCUUGAACAUUAAGGAUACAGAUCCCUCUGAAUGGGAAGAUUGUUCAUUUGAAGAGAGAGUGAAAGCUGUAGAAAAGCAUAAAUCAGGGAUGGAAAAUAGAGUAAGUGAAAUAGAUCCCUUGGAUAAUUCUGGGAUUUCAUUAUAUAAACACCAUGAAAGAGCCAACAGCCAGAGUGGAACAAACAUGGAAGAGCAAAUUGUUGUGAGAGAGAGACCAAAGUCACUGGAAGACCUGGAUCAGAAAAAAGGAGUUCGUGCAAAACGAGAGAGCCGGCGGAUGCGUGAAUUGGAACAAGCAAUUUUCAGUUUGGAGUUGCUUAAGGUUCGGUCCACUGGUGGGUCAUCGCCAUCAGAGGAGCACCAGUGCUCCCCUGAGUUUAUUUCUGAAGAGAUUCACUCUCCCCGGGGAACACCAGAGAGUGAAAGCUCUCAAGGAAGUCUAGAGAUGCUGAGCCAUGAAGAGAUUCAGAAAGGGAAGUGGGAUCCUAUGUUGCUGCAGGAGCAUGAUGCCCAACUUUUUCCUAGAAACUUGUUACCGAGUAGCCCUCAACUGGACGAUGUUCAAGGCAUGCCAAUCUUUGCUGCUGAUGUAAAUAGCAAUGUGCCAGAUAGAAAACAGUCAGUCUCAAGUUCUGAAUUACCAGAGUGCCUUGCAACUAAAGAGCAGUCAGUUUGUGACCCCCAGAGAAUAAUGCAUAAUGUACACACAAGAGAACCACUAAUUUCAAGCAGUCUCCCUACAUUUUACCUGCCUCCACAGGACAAUCUGAAGUCUGGUCAUUCAGUGAUACAGAACAAUUUAAGGAACAAACAAAUGGAAACGGGGCGCACAUUUUUGUUUCCAGAAGUAAAGAAGAAUGCUAAAUUGGAAAAUCAAGAGCAAAGCUAUCAUGGGGAGUGUGAGCCUUCCUUCAGUAAAGAAGAUGGCUCAGCUCUUAAAGCGUCAGAGAUUCCUUCUUCAGAUUCUGUUAUCAAGAAGCUGGAGAAGCUCAAUGUGGAGAAAGAGGAGCGUAGGAAACAAAAACAACUGCAGAAUGAGAAAGAAAUGAUGGAGCAGAUACGGCAGCAGAAGGAAAUUUUAGGGAAACAGCGUAAAGUUUUUGAAGAGCUUGAAAGGCAAGAGAACGAACAGAACAGGAUCAGAGAGUCCUCCCAAGGAACCUCACUCAAAUCACCAAAGAAAACAACUGGGCCUCAGUCAGUCCUCAUUGUGAAUCCCCAGAACAGAGGGAAACAUUGCCUUGGAAAAAAUUCAGAGCCCACAACUUCUUUGAAUAGUACAGCUCUCACUGCCAUAAAAAAAGGAAGCCCACCUGCCAGCCAGUUGACCCAAAAGGAAAGGACUGUCAUCAUGAUCCUGGAACAAAAGGAAGGUCAAGUUCCAGUGGCCAAGGAAGGGUCAGCCAGUACGGAACAGUUAAAUUCACAGAUGGCUGCUGAGUCUCAGGAAGGCUUGAAGAAUCCAUCUGCAAGGGAGAAGCGGUUCAGGUUGCCCAGAAUUCCUAGCCAGGGCACUGAAAACUCAUCCAGUGAAACUAGAGUUGGUUCCAUUUUCUUUACCCCAAAGGACAGUUACAUGGGCAUUAGCAAAGUAUCUUCAACUCAUCAGUUGGUUUCAAAAGAAGAACAUAAAAAGCCCCUAAAGAUUUCUGGACCUGGUAAGGGAGAGGUUGCCAGACCAGCCCAUAAAAAGAAAGCCCGCAUGGCACGGACACGCUCCAAUUUCUUGACUAGAGGUGCUUUUGCUGAUUGGGAGGGGGAUACAGAGGAAGAGGAUUGCGAUGACAGUUUUGAAUUCCUUGUCUCCCUUGACCAACCUCCUCACCCUGAGUCCAUCUGUCCAGCCAGACUUGGGCAGCCCUGUCACAGUGACUCUGAAAUGAUGCUGCAGAGAUUCACAUCAAGUGAAGGUCAAGCAAAACUCCACAAAACAAUGUCUCAAGGAGAGAUUGGAAAGCUGGCAUCUUCACAGAAGAUAAUUGCUACAGAUGGGAGACCUCAAAGAGCCAAGAUGAAAUUCUGGGGGAAGGGGAGACAGGGAGAGAAGAAAAUAAGCCGGGAGAAGCUUGCUACCCAGUCAGAGCUGUUGGAAUUCUAUUCAGGUCAAGAUUUUACAGGUCUACAGCUUGAAGAAGAGCUAACUCCCCCAAGGAGUCCUGAAUUGUCUGGCAUUUAUCGAAGGGAAUGCAAGGAAAACAAAGAGCCAUCUCCCAAGGUGAAGCGAAAGCGCAGCCUGAAAAUCAGCAGUGUAACUAUGGAACCUGCUCAGUGGCAGAAUGAUGGUCUUCAGAUCAUAAGCAGUGUCAGAGACUUGAAAAGCAUGGAUGAGUUUCUUUUGAAAAAGAUGAAUGAUCUGGACAGUGAAGAUUGUAAAAAAGACACAAUGGUGGAUGUUGUCUUUAAAAAAGCCCUGAAAGAAUUCCGACAAAAUAUUUUCAGUUUCUACUCUUCAGCUUUGGCAGUGGGUGAUGGAAAUAGCAUCCGGUACAAAGACUUGCAUGCCCUUUUUGAACAGAUUCUGGAGAAAACAAUGAAGUUUGAACAAAGGGACUGGAAUGAAUCCCCUGUUGGUGUCUGGGUCAAUACUUUCAAGGUGUUUUUGGAUGAAUAUAUGACAGAAUAUAUGCCUCAAGAUUACACUGCCUCAAAGAUGACAAAAACAGAAAGAAAGAAGAGACGGAAGAAGGAAGCAGAUGUUGUUGAAGAACAUAAUGGGCACAUUUUUAAGGCCACUCAGUACAGCAUACCCACUUACUGUGAAUUCUGUUCCUCUUUGAUUUGGAUAAUGGACAGAGCCUCUGUUUGCAAAUUAUGCAAGUAUGCCUGCCACCGAAAGUGCUGUCUCAAAACCACAACAAAGUGCUCCAAAAAGUAUGAUCCUGAGAUUUCUUCACGACAAUUUGGAGUUGAACUCUCCCGUCUGACCAGCGAAGAGCGAACAGUGCCAGUAGUGUUUGAAAAGCUUACUAGCUAUAUAGAAAUGCAUGCACUGUACACAGAGGGCAUCUACCGAAAAUCUGGAUCAACCAAUAAGAUUAAAGAGCUGCGACAGGGACUUGACACAGAUAUUGAGAACAUAAAUCUUGAUGACUACAACAUCCAUGUCAUUGCCAGUGUGUUCAAGCAGUGGCUAAGGGAUCUGCCUAACCCUCUCAUGACAUUUGAACUUUAUGAAGAAUUUCUGCGAGCGAUGGGCUUGCAGGAGAGGAAGGAGGCCAUCCGUGGUGUGUACUCUGUCAUUGAUCAGCUGUCUCGAACUCAUCUUAAUACCUUGGAACGGUUGAUCUUUCACCUUGUCAGGAUUGCUCUGCAAGAGGAGACAAACCGAAUGUCUGCUAAUGCGCUGGCUAUUGUAUUUGCUCCAUGCAUUCUUCGUAGUCCUGACACCACGGACCCUUUGCAGAGUGCUCAGGAUGUCAGCAAAACCAUCAGCUGUGUGGAACUGAUAGUUGUUGAGCAAAUGAAUAAAUAUCGGGCUCGCCUCAAAGAUAUCAGCAGUCUAGAGUUUGCAGAGAACAAAGCCAAGAGCCGACUGUCGUUGAUUCGCAGGUCAAUGGGUAAAGGGCGCAUACGUCGAGGGACCUAUCCAAGCCCCACAUCCCCAGCUGCAGUUCGGUUACCGUCCGUGUCAGAUGUUUCUGAAGAAGCACUGAGUAGUGAGGAAGCAAUGGAGAUGGAUGUCACAGAACAGCAGCAAGUAGCUAUGCAGCAGGAAGAAAGGGUGCUGACAGAACAAAUUGAAAGCCUGCAGAAAGAAAAGGAAGAGUUAACUUUUGAGAUGCUGGCACUGGAGCCACGAGUGUCUGAUGAUGAAACUCUAGAAUCUGAGGCUUCUAUUGGCACAGCAGAUAGCUCUGAAAACCUGAACUUUGAUUCUGAAGGAGCCAUCUCAGACAGAUCAGAUAGAAGUUUAGCACUUGGCUUGGCAAGACCCAGCAAAGCAGAGCCUCUCAGUACCACCAGAUCUCGACAGCAUCUGAGAAAACAGCAGGAAUCCGUGGAUUCAGUGGACUCCUCAGUUUCUUCUCCUGCUGUGUCACCAUCCUCCUCUUCCUCCUCCUCCUGCUUACCUCAUGUCACUAGGAAACGAUUCCAGAUAUACUCCAAGUCACCUUUCUACCGAGCCUCUCCCUCUGGAGGUGGUGCCACAGUUGAGCCAUCAACAGGCCUCAUUAAGGGUUUGGAUGACAGGCCACAGUUCACCACUAGAGGGACAUUCAAUCCUGAGAAAGGCAAGCAGAAACUGAAGAAUGUGAAAAACUCUCCCCCCAAAGCCAAAGAGCUCCCUGAGGGGGCUGCUGGGACAGGCAGGAAGAGACACCCAGAUGCUGCUGAUUACACUAGUCCUCAGCAGCUAGUGCUGCUUGGAAAUAAUGAGUUCAUGGUAUGAGCCAAUCCAUUGCGGCAUCAAAAAUAUCUCAUCCUAGCUAUCACCAUCUGUUGCCACCUCCAUUGUCAGAACUUCUGCCAUUCCUCAAGUCAGCUUAUCCUCCUCACUCAUUGCUUGGAACCCCAGCAUUGCAUUGCCAGUGCAGAAGAGAGGAGGCCAACAGUUGAACACAAGCCAAAUGGAGAAAAGUUCAGUUCUGGCCUUAACUGACUUUAACUUCUGGAACUCAAUGAACUUUGUUUGUCAGGCUGGGAAUGGAUAGUGAGACUGCAAAGGUGUGGGGAUAAUGGCUGGUGAGCUGGAACCAUGAUUUCCAUCAGUCCCUGGUUCUGUCUUCUAUAGGCAAGGGAAUGUGCUCACCAGCAGGAACAUUCAGAGGUCUGUUGGAGUUCAGGGAGCUAUUCUUGAUCCUGAUUGUCAGAGCUGCUGACUUUGCAAUUGGGUAUUUGCACUGGGAUCAACAAGCAUGGACCUUCUUAGGAGAGGAAGCCGAGCCCUUUGUUGAGAGCUAUUUAUAAUGCACUCCAUAGUGUUGUGGGAUGAUAUAAAAAAUACACAUUUCCACUCAAGCACUUCUCAGACAUCCACCAGGUACAAACCUGUUGUGGGAAAUAAUUAUUUGUUUUGUUUCUUUGUUUCCUUUCAAGCUUCUAUGUUUCAUAAUGUUUGAAUAACCAAUGCCAGUUUGAUUCCAGAUAGGUCAAAGCCAAAUAUUUGUGCCGAAUUUCCAGUAGCCAUAACCACAAUGUUUCCUGUGUUCUCCAGGCACAGGAACAGAUUUCAGAAGACAAAAGAAACAUUCGGCGGUAGAACCCUUGUUUUUGUGACUGUGUCCCAAAUACUCUGUGCUGCUGGUUAAGCAUAUAGUUUGCAAAUUCUGUCAGACAGGAAAAAACAUCCCACUUAGAAUUGUGUGGAGCAGCAGUAAAGAAGGCUGCUGUUAGUAUGACUGUUGAGUGAUUUCACAACACGUACUUUGCUGAACAUCAGUAUUAAACAAAGGCACAAAAAACCCGCAAUCCUCCAUACUACUUGAAGCUCUUCAUUAGUAUUAUGGUUACUGAAGUUAAAUGUAAAUAAAACAUCUUAUUUUUUUAACUUUUCUUUUCCACAAUGUGGGACUUUUAAAAAAAAAAUCUGGGCCAUUCAAGCCAGAAAGAAAAAAAGGGGGGAAAGUAUAAGAUACUAGAUCUCUUUGCUAUAAGGAAUGGUUGUUAUUUUCUGCCAGUUCUGUGCAAUCACAGCAUCUGGAAGUUUGCCCUUCUAAUUUAAGUACUGUGAAUGUCUAGGAAGAGUCCUUCUUCACAUUGGCAGUAAGGUCUGUAUUUUUUAAAACUUGUCCUUUUGAAAGCUCUUUCCCCUCUCUCCAAGAGAGCAUUUGAUAGCACCAUAGCCCCUGUUGUAACUACAUAGUUAAAAACACUUAUUGGGGUGAGGUUUGUUCAGCUGGCUGUCAAGUUAUGUACCCUCCUUACAAAUGUAGCUGCAAUUUAAACAAAUUAAUAAAUGCAUUUGUUGAAAAUGUUGAACAGGGAUAGCAGGUCAUGAUUAUAUCCAUAAAACUGGGACAUUUGAAAUCCUUUGCAAACCACAUCCACCUUUAGUUCAGUGGCAAUCAGAUUCAGAGGUUGGAAACAUUACCUUUUUUAACUUCAGCUCCCAGAAUCUCCCAAGCAUCAUGCUGUCUAGGGACACUGUGGAAGAUUUAAUCUAAAAAUGUGAUGUCUCCAAGCUCUGAGUUGGAUCGUAACAAGUCAUUUCCAAUAGGAGGUUUGACGGAAUGAAAAUCACUUGUGAGUUAACUGCUUAAAACCAACCCAGAAUAAACACAACUAUCCCCUUCAGAUUCAACUAAGGUUUGCAUGUCAUCAUUUGCUCUGGAGCCCCAGUUUCAAUAAUUUCACCCCCAAUAAUAGAUCUUGACAUGUUUGAUGUGUGGACAGGCUAGCUUUACAGUUUCAAAAACCAAAGCUGAAUAUAUUCAGCAAACCAACUCCAGUGCUAUUGUUGAUCAGCAUUAUGGGCAGUAAUGUACCUUUAAAAAAACCCUCAGUCUUUUCAAAUCUUGAGAUUUAUAAUUGAAAUUUCACUAUAAAGAGGCCUUAUUAGAGAAGUGAAAUAGUAUCUUCAGUGAUUGUGGCUAGCACUUGCUCUCAUAGUCAGAGCCUGUCUAGCAGCUUCAAUCCAAGCCAAAGUAGUGCAUUCAAGAAUAACCAGCUGGUUAAUGUGCUGGAAAGCACUAGGCUUUGCAUACACUCCAAGUGGGCUAGUUCUCUCUUCUUCCAAUGCAAACCUCUCUUUCUCCAGGGGGAAGGAUGGGUUACAAUAGAAAGCAGUUUCUUGCUUCGGUUUGCAAAGAUUUCUAAAAGAAUAAACUUUUAGUGGCAGUGCAAAGGGGUGUCUCCCUGCAGUGGCAUCACAAGGGGUGUGAGGCCCACAUCGGGUAACAACCCAGAAGAGGGGUGACUGUGGAGUGAGAAGAGCUUUCUCUGUGGCAGCUUUGGCCUCCUCAUGAGGAGGUCUUUGCGUGCCCUUCCUGAUUUUGCAGUGGUGGCAGCCUCCUUGCAAGGAGACCACCACAGCGAAGGAGAGAGCAAAGAGCGCCACUCCACAUUUUGCUGCAGCAGGGAGACUGCUGCCUCCAUCACAGCAAAGGAGAGGGCUGAGCAGACCCUUUUGGUCACCACAGCUCCCCCACAUACACCAGAUGGCACCAGGGAUGGGGAUGCCACUACAGAUGGAAUUGGGGAGGAGCAAGAUGUCCCACCUUGCUGUUGUGCGUGGUUUUGAUUUAUAUUUUUGUGUUUCAUGAGUAAAACCUUGCCCUUGUGACAUGCACAGUUGGAAUGAUUGUGCAUGAGCUACCAGUUUUUAACAUUAGGGAUCAUUCCUGUUUCAUCCAGCCUAUCCAGCAUUACAAGUGUGCUUUUGAAAGCUUCAUGAGAAUUAGAUUUUUCUCUAGGGAAAAACACCUUAUUGUCAUCCAGCAUCAUGGUCACUGCAGUGAUACGUUCAGUGUUCUUCAAAUUGUGUCCCCUCCGUGAUGUUCCUGAUUGGUUCAGAUUGAGGUUAGAUUGUACUCUGAAGAGAUAUGACAAAGCGGAGAAGGAGCCAUUGGUAAGAUUUGGCCAGUACCCAUUGACACUGAACCAGAUAACAGAUCCCGAAAGGGCAUCCAUUUCACCCCUUCUUUCAUUUUAUUCCAGACUAAACUCCCUCCCCUUUACCCUAAAACCACGCAAUACAGUCAACACAUCACAAAAAUGCUUAGGUGCUCCAUUUGUGCAGUGAAGAUCCUUGGAAACUUGUUUCCUAAUCCUUGAAGAACAACCAGCUGAUCAUGUGCUGGAAAGCACUAGGUUUUGCAUACACUCCAGAUGGGCUAGUUCCCUUUUCUUCCAGUGUAAAGCUCUCUUGUCAGCAAUGACCCUGGGGUAAGGAUGGGUCCAACUGAGACUUUGUUUGUGAAUAUGGGCAGCAGAAAGAAAUGCUGCUUCUUGGGAGAAAAAAAUCCCCGUCCAUGUUUCUGCCUGUCACCUGUCUUCCAGGUUUGCAGCUGUUCUUUCUUCACCUUCCCCAGCACAGCCUGUAAGCAUGGGCUCCCAACCCUUGUUUCACUCCAUGGUAUUAAGUGAAUGUACUCACCACUAGGAAGGACAUUGGCUGCAUAUAAUUAUUUUUAAUGGAAAUUUUUAAAAUAAUUUAUAAGUAUACUGAGUGUAAAUUUUAAAAGCAGACUAUGUAUUGUAAAAGGAUAUAUUGUCCUGUGUCAUAUUCUAUAAUUUUUACUUGUUUAAAGAACUCUGUCAAGGAAAAUGCUUUAUUUUGCUCACUGAACUGGGUGGCUUGCAGUGAUGCAGUCAACCAACACGUUGUAAGUUCAUGUCUGGAAGUUUCUUUAAUGUUUUUUUAAAAUUAAUGUUAUUUUUGUUUUCCUUUUCUGGAACAAGGCCGUCAUAUUUAAAGUGCAAUUUGUGUAAUAUUUCGUAAAUAUACUAUAAGGCUGUACAAAAACAACUUUAUGAACAAAUAACCCUUAGCUUAUUAAAGAACAAAGCAAUGGCAAACAAAAUGAUAGUAGCAAAUAUGUUCC